AGCCUGAAAGAAAACCAUCAGCCCCCCAGGGACCAGCAGAAUGAGUGACAAUUCUACUGUGGCCCCUCCAACUUCAAACCAAGGUCCCACCACCCCACGCAAAGGACCCCCCAAGUUCAAGCAGAGGCAGACUCGUCAGUUCAAGAGCAAGCCUCCUAAGAAAGGUGUGAAAGGGUUUGGAGAUGACAUUCCGGGCAUGGAGGGACUAGGAACAGAUAUCACGGUGAUUUGUCCUUGGGAGGCAUUCAGCCACUUGGAGUUGAACGAGCUCGCUCAGUUUGGGAUCAUCUGAGGCACCAGAGGUUCUGCCACUCUCAGCAGCAUCUGCUGUAACUUUGGUUACUUCUGCCCUAUUGAUCUGCC
This is a messenger RNA of Lipotes vexillifer (Yangtze River dolphin), 363 nucleotides long. It is a transcript of the gene PDE6H, whose product is annotated as phosphodiesterase 6H. Gene Ontology annotation, cellular component: photoreceptor outer segment membrane. Gene Ontology annotation, molecular function: 3',5'-cyclic-nucleotide phosphodiesterase activity; cGMP binding. The record is from RefSeq and is a predicted model, not a curated record. Bases 41 to 292 code for a protein of 83 amino acids. Lineage: Eukaryota; Metazoa; Chordata; Mammalia; Artiodactyla; Lipotidae. Gene Ontology annotation, biological process: positive regulation of G protein-coupled receptor signaling pathway; positive regulation of epidermal growth factor receptor signaling pathway; visual perception. The transcript has 3 exons.